CCAGGAGCGCGUGCAUGUGUCAACCAGCAGCAAUGUGUAGCACGUAAAUGCUAUGGUUAACCCUCGUCGGUUACUCUGCAGGUAGCGGAAGAAUUUUCGUUCACAGUUUUGUCGUGGUACUUAUGUUCUUCCGAGUCUCUGGACGGUCACAACCACUCCGGUUUUCUACCGCGCCACUCAUUUUUUAUAUAUUCCACAAUAUUCUUGUCAAGGGACUUCCGAUCACGAACCUCGCCGUCCAUUCUAAACAACCUCGUUUAUCAUCCGUGAGCUCUCAACCAUCCCAAAUUGACGUAUAGUCAGACUGGUUAUGAGGCUAUAUUGCGACGAGCACGGCA
Suillus paluster is the source of this 338-nucleotide messenger RNA. RefSeq lists its product as uncharacterized. Bases 48 to 299 code for a protein of 83 amino acids. Lineage: Eukaryota; Fungi; Basidiomycota; Agaricomycetes; Boletales; Suillaceae. The transcript is spliced from 4 exons. The record is from RefSeq and is a predicted model, not a curated record.